Suillus bovinus is the source of this 2640-nucleotide messenger RNA. RefSeq lists its product as uncharacterized. Bases 205 to 2238 code for a protein of 677 amino acids. Lineage: Eukaryota; Fungi; Basidiomycota; Agaricomycetes; Boletales; Suillaceae. The record is from RefSeq and is a predicted model, not a curated record. The transcript is spliced from 3 exons.
GUUUACCACACAAAGCCAAGCCAAACAAGCAGUCUAAUUUUAUUGACUCAUUGAUGGACAGUCACCUCAUGUGCACAUGUGGACAGCACAAGCUCUGCAUGUCCCAUUUUAAGUCUUUCUUCUGUCGAUAACAUUCGUUAAUACUGACAACGAUUCUUUGUCUGGCUAGCUCCUCUUUAAGGCUUGCACUGCAUCCGUCUAUCUAUGCCUUUAAACUGGGGUCGUCACAAACACCAAACCAGCCAUCGUGUCCAGGAUGUGUCAAGCUCAAUCCACGAUGAGCGCGUUCCACGUUUCUUUCAGUCUCCUACUUCUGCCGCUUAUCAGCAUCACGAUCCUAAUCCAUAUGCCAUUGUAUCUCCAGCAUCUCUCACUCCUGACUUCGAUCAAUCUCCGUCUUCAUGUUAUCGCCGUGAACUUGAAAGCCCUCCCGAAUUUUCAAAACCUUUGUCAAAGAGUAUCUUAAAUGACCCUGCAUUCUCAUCCGAUCCUCGUGUUCAUCCACAUUUUCCACUCAUUAGCCCUACAUUCUACAAGGAACUCCCGUCUAAAUCUCCUCUUGUCAACAAUCCCUCUCAGACCUCUCAGACCGCUCCCAGUGACAUCUCACCUCAUCAGGAAGUUCUCUAUUCUAUAAAGGACCUAGACUGUGUUUCACACCCACCCAGCUCGGGAGAAGCUAACAUGUCCUCGACUUCUGUAUCUUUAGAUUCUGACUCCCACACCACUCUCUCUGCCCCUGCUGUACCAUCUGCUACAUCUCAUUCCCACUCGCUGAAUGAUCCCACGAUACCUCAUGUUGUUUCGCCUGUGCAACUUUUGUUUCCAUUCUCAACAUCUCCGACUUCGUCUUCGCCAAGUCAAGACCCAGGGUCUUCGCCAGCCAUGCGUCCCCCUACUUUAAAUCGUCGUACCCCAGCACGUAUUGUUACAGCUCCAGAGCAGCGAAAAAAAAUGGCGAAACCCACACCAACGCGCUCUGACUCGGCUCCAGUUCAUGCAGACGGUAGUAACAGGCCUACGGGAAAGCGUCGUAUGAAGAAUUUUAUCCGACGCUUCACAAUCUCCCGUGUCCUCGAUCGAAUCGACGAAAUGGAUGAGACGGAUCAUUUUGGAGCAGAAUUACGACGUGACAAUUCUUACGAUGCUAUUGGUAGCAAUCUUGCGCAACUUGGGCCCGCUCACAUGUAUAAUGAUAUUGACGUUCUGCGAGGCGAUUUCUAUACUAAAUCUAAGCGUGAGAACGCCCCUCGUCAGGUGCGGACCCAGAAACUCCCCAGAUUGCCCCCGAUUGGUCCAGGCCUCAGUCGACCGUCUCCAAAUUUCGUUCCUGGGCAAAUUAUUCCGUCUGGUGUUAUAUCACCGCCUCUGCAUGCCACUCAGGCUGACGCUGUAAUUUCGAACCCAGAUCUUCGUAAUCCAACCUCGGGCCAGUUAGAACCCAAUGACCCCAGAAAUCACUCUCCUCUUUACCACCUUCCGCCCGAGAUGCUACCUUCUCGUUCAUCGUCACAUGCCCCCACCAGCAAGUCUGCUUCUCAGAUCCAUCGCUUUGGUAAAGAUAUACCUCACAUACCACAACGGCCAGCUCAUGAUGAGCUCGUGCCUUAUCACCUCCAUCAAAUACAUUCUGCGCCCGGUCUACCGCCGGCUCAUAAUGAACGAUAUCUCGAAACUCGGUCACAAGCUCGCGGUGAUGCAAAUCAGGCAACGUCUCUUUCAUCACCGCCCGUCGUUGAAUCACCUGACAUGGCGAAUCCCCAUCCUCGCCAUCGUAGAACUCACUCGUUGGACAGUUUGCUCACGCGCCCCACCACAUCUACGCAAUCUAUAUCUCGCACUCAAAAUAGCUUACAGCCACCGCGCAAUCAUCACCUUCCAAAACGCCUCGUCAUGCCUGCUCUUCUUCAGCCCCCGCAACCACUACCCCAACAACAACCCCUGGAUAUACAUCCCAGAACUGACCCCUACGAUCUCCAUCUCGAGUCUGACCCCUUCCCACCAACCAAAGGCCAUACUCCCGAACCGGCAGCAAUGUAUCACCAAGGCCGAAAACUACUCCGGAAGAAGGCGGCCGUCUACCCUGGAAAUAUACCUUUGCCAACGCAUGUGCCUGGAGCCCAUGCUCACUCAAAUCCUCCAUUGACAAAACAUCUGUCCUUGUCAGCAACUGAUACUGGGAAUGUCAAGGAGGUAGCUAAUCGACGAAGGCUGAGUAAACGGAAACAUGAUAUUUGAUUCAUGUUAUAACCCUUCUUCUGGACUUUGACAGAUUCUGAUACGGAGAUGGGUUGGUGUUCUUGUUUGAGCUGUCUUCUAUCUCGUUGAUUUGAUUCACCUCAUAGAGGACAAUCAGUGCACUUAUCGAGGUGUCUUGACUAUGGACCUUGGUACACCAAUCGCAUUAAGUGAUAACGCACGCAAUAUUUUUUGAUUCUUCUGUAUGUGUUUUAGCACGACUGUGGAAUUGAUGCAUUUUUCUUUUAGUACACGGUAUUUUUGCGCUAGUUUUUGAUAGAUUGGCGUGUUGCCACGUUAUUGAGACUGGGGGUGCUGAAAGCUGUUAAACUUUGUUUCCUGGACGCUCAGGAUAUCGUUCCGAGGCUACCAGAUGAAUUUUAAUAAGUGUAUGGCCCCUGA